This is a messenger RNA of Capsicum annuum, 2078 nucleotides long. RefSeq names its product phytoene synthase 2, chloroplastic. The transcript has 7 exons. Lineage: Eukaryota; Viridiplantae; Streptophyta; Magnoliopsida; Solanales; Solanaceae. Gene Ontology annotation, molecular function: geranylgeranyl diphosphate synthase activity. Bases 570 to 1868 code for a protein of 432 amino acids. The record is from RefSeq and is a predicted model, not a curated record. Gene Ontology annotation, biological process: carotenoid biosynthetic process.
ACUUUCUUAGAAGAAAUACUUUUACACCUCUCAUUCUGACCAGGUGUUAGUGUGGGAAAAAGGUUAAAAGGUGGAAACUACAAGAGAAGAGAAUAGAGAUAGAAUCUGAACCACUUAAUUAUAAUCAGCACAACUCGUGCUACACAGGUGAACAAAAAAUUUGAAUGGUCUAAAAGCUAUUCAAAAAUAUAUAGGAAGUAUAAUUCAAACAAGUAAAUGCUGCUGAAAUUGUUGAGAUCAGUAGCAAGAAGUGGCACUUUCUUUACUUUAUUUCAACUAACGUUGCUAUUCGCAGAAACUCAGAAAGACCAAGGUUUUGCUUCUUGUUGAUGAGUGGUGCAUUAUAAGUCUGCUUGUGUAAGCCAAAGUUGGGUCACUUUCUCAUCAUGCGAUUUUUAUAAUCGUUGAUAUUGCUUGAAAUUUGGUGGAUAGACUCUAGUGGAUAUCUACUAGUAGAAUUUUUUUUAAUUAUUUGGGAUAAACUAGGCUGAGGUGAGGUGAGAAGGUAACAUAAAGGACAGACAAAAACUUGGGAAUUGUUUUAGACUACCAAGGUUUCUUGUUUAAGCAUGUCUGUUGCUUUGUUGUGGGUUGUUUCGCCAAAUUCCGAGGUCUCAAAUGGGACAGGAUUCUUGGAUUCAGUACGAGAAGGGAAUCGUGUCCCUGGUCGGGAUAGGAACUCGAUGUGGAAAGAGAGAAUCAAGAAAGGUGGGAGACAGAGGUGGAAUUUUGGGUCUUUAAAUGCAGGCUUGAGAUAUUCGGACUUGGGAGGAUCAAGAACUGGAAAUGGAAGCAGUUUCGCUGUACAGUCCAGUUUGGUAGCUAGCCCAGCUGGAGAAAUGGCUGUGUCAUCAGAGAAAAAGGUGUAUGAUGUGGUGUUGAAGCAGGCAGCUUUAGUUAAGAGGCAGCUGAGAUCUACCGAUGACUUAGAGGUGAAGCCGGAUAUUGUGCUUCCGGGGAAUUUGGGCUUGUUGAGUGAAGCAUAUGAUCGUUGUGGCGAAGUAUGUGCAGAGUAUGCAAAGACAUUUUACUUAGGAACCCUGCUAAUGACUCCAGACAGAAGAAGAGCUAUCUGGGCAAUAUACGUGUGGUGCAGGAGAACUGAUGAGCUUGUUGAUGGCCCUAAUGCAUCACACAUAACUCCACAAGCUUUAGAUAGGUGGGAGGCCAGGCUGGAAGAUAUUUUCAGCGGGCGGCCAUUUGAUAUGCUUGAUGCAGCUUUAUCCGAUACCGUUUCCAGAUUUCCAGUUGAUAUUCAGCCAUUCAGAGAUAUGGUUGAAGGAAUGCGUAUGGACUUGUGGAAAUCCAGAUACAUGAACUUCGAUGAGCUAUAUCUCUAUUGUUACUAUGUCGCUGGUACAGUAGGAUUGAUGAGUGUUCCAAUUAUGGGCAUUGCACCUGAAUCAAAGGCAACUACGGAGAGUGUAUAUAAUGCAGCUUUGGCUUUAGGGAUUGCGAAUCAACUAACCAAUAUACUCAGAGAUGUAGGAGAAGAUGCAAGAAGAGGAAGAAUAUACUUACCUCAAGAUGAAUUAGCACAGGCAGGGCUCUCCGGCGAAGACAUAUUUGCUGGAAGAGUGACUGAUAAGUGGAGGAUUUUUAUGAAGAAGCAAAUUCAGAGGGCAAGGAAAUUCUUUGAUCAGGCAGAGAAAGGAGUCGCAGAACUGAGCUCUGCUAGUAGAUGGCCGGUGUUGGCAUCGUUGCUGUUGUAUCGCAAGAUAUUAGAUGAGAUUGAAGCGAACGACUACAACAACUUCACAAGGAGGGCUUAUGUGAGCAAGCCAAAGAAGCUUCUCACCUUGCCCAUUGCUUAUGCAAGAUCUCUUGUGCCCCCCAAGUUAACUUCUUCUUCACUAACAAAGACAUGAAUGAAGUUGUUGAGAACACAAUUAAUAAGUCCUAUACGUUUAAACAAAAUCAAGGUACAUGUAAAUGAGAUAUCUUUUGCUACAUUUGUAUCAUCAUCAAAAGUAGAUUGUAAAUUCAAUAUGACGAUUUCUUGGUAGAUGUUUCUUCACAUACUCAAACCCCCUAGGGUGAAAUGUUAUUAGUUGAUGUAAAGAAUUUACUUCCUCCCA